AAUUGUCGGGAGGGGUUUACUCUCUGAUCUGAACUGUGGCAGGGCGAGUUGAGAGGUGAAGAUGGCUUGUAGGAGAUGGCCCAGGCUGAUGGGGUAGGGAAGGUGGUGGCUACAGAGGACUGAGGAGGAGAGCAGAAAAUCUUCAACCACAGCAGCCAGGAGGCUUGUAAUAUUUCAGAGGCAAUCCAGCUUCCUAGCAGCAACUACUGUUUGUAAAUCACACACUACCUCUAAUGCUACAUCCAAAGGUAGACACACAAUGGGUUUAGUUUCCAUUUUUGUAGAAUUAAGUUUACAAACCCCCACCACCAAAGUAAGAAAUCUUGCAGGGAUUAUAUUGUAAAUCUAAUGUCAAACCAGACCUAUUGUAUCUAGUUCAGUUCAUUGAAGAUAUUUAGUCAUAUUUGUAAUCCACUGAAGGACUGAGGAUGAGGCUGGUUCCCAGGACAGGGUUCCAGAUUGUGUCUGUAAUUAAAUGAGAUAAUAUAUGAAACUGCCUAUAGCUCAAGAUCUGACACCUCUUAGUGAGCCUCAUUUUCUCCAUCUGUGAAAUGGGGAUCACAACUCUUAACUUUGCUAGCUCAUGAAAGGAAGAGAUAUAUUCUGAAAGAUAGGCCCCCUUGAAGAAUUACCCCUAUGAGAAAAUUUGAUAAAUUUUAAUAAAUAUCAUAAAUAUCAGCAUGUUAGUUUCCAGAGUGAGAAAUGUUCACAAAGAGCCCUUAUCAUAGGGGAAAAAAAGUCUUCUUGGGAAUCCAAAAUAAUCAGAGGGUUGCCUGGUGUCCCAGAUAAUAAACAUCAGAAAUCAGCUAGAGACCUCAAGACCCAGGGACAUUGAUCCCAAACCAGGCUCUCAGAACACCUGUGCUGGGAGAUGCUCCACAAAAGAGAAAGUUCAUGAUUACAUAAGUUUGAGAAAUACCACAUACUCUAAUCCCUGUUGGGGAUUCACAAUACAGAUUUGUGUGUGGUGCGUGCUAGCCACCAUGGCCAGAGCCUGCUACAUAAACUAGACUAUUCCUAAACUAAUAGCAAGAAAAAUAAUACCCAGGCUAGAUAUUUAUAUCAACCGGUCAGCAACAUCACAUUCCUAUAGACCAGUGAUUCUCUAACUUGAGCUUGCAUCAGAAUCAUCUGGAGGGCUUGUUAAAACACAAAUUACUGGGACUUGCUUCCAAAAUUGCUGAUUUAACAGAUCUGGGAGGAGUGCGGUGGGGAUAAGAAUUUGCAUUCCUGACAGGUGAUGCUGCUGCUGCUGGUCCUGACCACAUUGGGAGAACCACUGCUCUAGACAAAUCUUUACGGAAAGGCAAUAACAAACAGAAGGUGGUGGCAGGGAGAAGCAGGAAGAGCUAGCAAGGAAGCAUGCAAGGUUUGUCCUGUCACUCAACCAAACUAUGGAGAAAAAAGCCACCACCACUGUUUACAUAAAUGAGACUUAUACCAAAAUAAACUUGAAGAGAGAAGACAUAGCAUUGCAAAAAAAAUGUAUUCAAGAGGCAGAGGAGCUAAUGGAAAAAGAAAGGGCAGAAUAUCUAAUAAGAAAACAAGAGUUGACUGCACAGAUUAAUGAAUUUGAAAAUACCCGUGAAGUAAAGAGAAUGGAGACUUAUCAAAAGAAGAAAGAAUUGGAUAAAUUACAAACUAAAAUGUCAAAAAUAAAAGAAACAGUUACUGUUUCCGCAGCGGUUCUUAGUGAUCACAAUUUAGAGAUAGCACGACUACACGAAUCAAUAAGGUAUUGGGAACAAGAGGUCAGUGAGCUAAAGAAAGACCUUGCAAUUCUGGAGGCGAAACUGUGUUUUUUCACAGAUAACAAAGAAAAACUAGAUGAUAUAUCUAAUGAUGAAAAAAAUGAAUUCCUGAACAAGAUAAAACAGCUGGUUGAAACACUGCAUGCUGCUCGUAUGGAAUACAAAGACCUACGAGAGAAAAUGAAAACUCUUGCCAGACAAUAUAAGAUUGUUUUAAGUGAGGAAGAAAAAGCUUUUUUGCAAAAACAAAAGAUUCAUGAUGAAAAUCAGAAACAGCUGACAUUUAUUUCUCAGAAAGAAUACUUUCUGUCACAAAAGAGAGUAGACAUCAAAAAUAUGGAAGAAGGACUCAUCACACUCCAGGAACUUCAACAAGCAACAAAAACAGUGUAUCAGCAACAAAUCAAAAUCCUGAGUGCUAACCUGGAAAGAGAAAGUCAGAGAUGUGUUAUAACUCAGUGGAAAAUGGCUUGCUUGAGAAAAAAGCAUGCACGUUGGACAGCCAAGAUAAAAGCUGAAAUACAAGCUAUUACAGAAAAAAUUCAGAAUGCAGAAGUUAGACGAAUUGAAUUACUUAACGAGACCAGUUUCAGACAACAGGAGAUCAGUGGAUUUGUGGCACAGAUUGAAAAACUUACAACAGAAUUAAAAGAAGAGGAGAAAGCAUUUGUUAACAAAGAAAAAAUGUUAAUGAAAGAGUUAAGCAAGUAUGAGGAAAUAUUUGUUAAGGAAACACAAAUUAACAAAGAAAAGGAAGAAGAACUAGUUGAGUAUCUUCCACAACUUCAGGUGGCAGAACAAGAGUAUAAAGAGAAAAGAAGAAAGUUAGAAGAGCUCAGUAAUAUUAUUACAGCACAAAGACAGGAGGAAGAUUUACUGAACAAUCACAUUUUUCUGUUUACAAGGGACUUUUCAAGAUACAUUAGCAACAUGCAGGAAGAUGUAAAACAAGAAUUACAACAAUUACGAGAUCAAGAAAGCAAAAAAAACAAAGAUCAUUUUGAAACUCUAAAGAACUUAGAAAAUGGAUUCUAUAUAAAUGACCAAAAAGCAGAUCUUCUGCUCCUGGAAAAUAAAAAAUUAAAAGAAUAUAUUUUAUACUUGAAGAAUAACAUAGAGAAAUACAGAGAAGGACAAGAAGCCCUCAUGCACACCUCAAGCGACUUGUCUCGGCAACUAAUAGCUCAGGAGGCACAAUAUAAGGAUUUGUGGGCUGAAUUUCAGACCACAGUUAAGAUCUUGGUGGACAAUGGUGAAGAGACCUUGCAAGACAUAAACAAUCUAACAGACAAGCUGCGUGAAAGAGAUGAAAAAAUGCAGCAUGUCAGUACAUGGCUACGAGGGAGUCUUGAAGGGCUGCGUUUGCUUGUGGAACAGGAAUCACCAAUGGACCUUCUUAAGAAGAAGAAACACAUUCGUACAAGGGUUCAUUUCCCAGUGGUUAAAUGUACUGAGAAAAAUACAUUAACAAAGUAACUCAAGGAUACAACUGCUGUGAAUUCAAAAGACAGACUACUACAGGAAAAGUGAGUGCACUUACUUUCAUAUUUUGCAGCUGUUAAUAGAAGUCUUAAACAUUUAAAAUUUAACUAAUUCACACAACCUCCACCAAGUAUCAGUAAAUAAACUUCUAAACAAUAAAAAUGGA
This is a messenger RNA of Homo sapiens (human), 3399 nucleotides long. It is a transcript of the gene CCDC175, whose product is annotated as coiled-coil domain containing 175. Bases 1395 to 3227 code for a protein of 610 amino acids. Lineage: Eukaryota; Metazoa; Chordata; Mammalia; Primates; Hominidae. The record is from RefSeq and is a predicted model, not a curated record. The transcript is spliced from 17 exons.